GCCUAGCCUCGGUAUCUCCGCGGCGGGCGGCUUUUUCCCCGGAAUUGCGUGGGAGGGACGGACCUCCGCCCCGAUUCGUCAUCCGUGCCGUGGCCUUGCGGGACUCUUCCUCCCUCCCAUCGGAGCAGCCUAUAAAUUCCCAACUCCUCUCUUCUCGUCUCCACACAAAAUCCAAUCCAAUUCCCUCCCUUCUCCUCUCACAGAGGGAUCCCAGACCGAUCGAAAUCGAAGCCAAGGCCCCCUCGUCCUCCUCAAGAUGCAGAUCUUCGUGAAGACCCUCACCGGCAAGACCAUCACCCUCGAGGUCGAGUCCUCGGAUACCAUCGACAACGUUAAGGCGAAGAUCCAGGACAAGGAGGGCAUCCCCCCGGACCAGCAGCGCCUCAUCUUUGCUGGCAAGCAGCUUGAGGACGGCCGCACCCUCGCUGACUACAACAUCCAGAAGGAGUCCACCCUCCACCUUGUCCUCCGCCUCCGUGGUGGCAUGCAGAUCUUUGUCAAGACCCUCACUGGCAAGACCAUCACCCUGGAGGUCGAGUCCUCUGACACGAUCGACAACGUGAAGGCCAAGAUACAGGACAAGGAGGGCAUCCCCCCGGACCAGCAGCGCCUCAUCUUUGCCGGCAAGCAGCUCGAGGACGGCCGCACCCUCGCUGACUACAACAUCCAGAAGGAGUCCACCCUCCACCUGGUGCUGCGCCUCCGUGGUGGCAUGCAGAUCUUCGUCAAGACCCUCACUGGCAAGACCAUCACCCUGGAGGUUGAGUCUUCUGACACCAUCGACAACGUCAAGGCCAAAAUCCAGGACAAGGAGGGUAUUCCCCCGGACCAGCAGCGCCUCAUCUUUGCUGGAAAGCAGCUCGAGGAUGGCCGCACCCUUGCAGACUACAACAUCCAGAAGGAGUCCACCCUCCACCUUGUGCUCCGCCUUCGUGGUGGUAUGCAGAUCUUUGUCAAGACCCUCACUGGCAAGACCAUCACCCUGGAGGUUGAGUCCUCUGACACCAUUGACAACGUCAAGGCGAAGAUCCAGGACAAGGAGGGUAUUCCCCCGGACCAGCAGCGUCUUAUCUUUGCUGGAAAGCAGCUUGAGGAUGGCCGCACCCUUGCGGAUUAUAACAUCCAGAAGGAGUCCACCCUUCACCUUGUCCUCCGCCUCCGUGGUGGGAUGCAGAUCUUCGUCAAGACCCUCACUGGUAAGACCAUCACCCUGGAGGUUGAGUCUUCUGACACCAUCGACAACGUGAAGGCAAAGAUCCAGGACAAGGAAGGCAUCCCCCCGGACCAGCAGCGUCUCAUCUUCGCCGGUAAGCAGCUUGAGGAUGGCCGCACCCUGGCGGACUAUAACAUCCAGAAGGAGUCCACCCUCCACUUGGUGCUCCGCCUCCGUGGUGGCCAGUAGGUGCCUAGCCAUGGAGCUGCUUAUUUCUGUGGGUUCAUAAGUCUGAUGCUGUUGGUGUGCUCCAGUGGAGCUGUCAUUGUGUCCUCUUAUCUGGUCAUGUAUUUUGUUCUGUGGUGUUGAUGUCUACUUUACUUGUAUUUACAAACUUCUGCUGUGAUGCAGCAGCUUUGGUUGAACUGUGAUGAAUGAAUAAUUGAACCUUGAACUUAGUGUGAAA
This is a messenger RNA of Lolium perenne, 1619 nucleotides long. RefSeq names its product polyubiquitin. Gene Ontology annotation, molecular function: protein binding. The record is from RefSeq and is a predicted model, not a curated record. Lineage: Eukaryota; Viridiplantae; Streptophyta; Magnoliopsida; Poales; Poaceae.